GCGCGGCCGUGACGUCACGUCUUUGCGGAAGUCCUGCGGACUGUGAUCACAUGACUAGCAGGCCGUGCCUAACGAGAAGCGUCGGUAUGGAUAAAAAUCAACUUUCACUGUGAUUAAGAGCCACAAAUGAAACGAGAUGGAGGAGAUUAAAGUGUCUCCUGACUACAACUGGUUCAGAAGUACAGUACCCCUGAAAAGAAUUAUCGUUGAUGACGAUGACAGCAAGGUGUGGUCGCUGUACGACGCCGGCCCAAAGAGCAUCAGGUGCCCCAUCGUCUUUCUCCCUCCAGUCAGCGGGACAGCAGAGGUGUUCUUCCAGCAGGUUCUAGCUCUAACGGGCUGGGGCUACAGAGUCAUCUCGCUACAGUAUCCGGUGUACUGGGAUCUGAUGGAGUUCUGUGAUGGAUUCCGGAAGCUUCUGGAUCACUUACAGCUGGAUAAAGUUCAUCUUUUUGGUGCAUCCUUGGGUGGAUUCUUGGCCCAGAAGUUUGCAGAGUGCACUCAUAAAUCCCCGCGGGUACAUUCCUUGAUCCUGUGUAACUCAUUCAGUGAUACCUCCAUCUUUAACCAGAUGUGGACAGCUAACAGUUUUUGGUUGAUGCCAGCUUUCAUGUUGAAGAAGAUUGUUCUGGGAAACUUUUCAAAAGGCCCCGUAGACCCCAAAAUGGCAAAUGCAAUUGACUUCAUGGUUGACCGGUUGGAGAGCCUAAACCAAAGUGAGCUAGCAUCACGGCUAACACUGAACUGCCAGAACUCUUACGUGGAGCCACACAAAAUAAAGGAUGUUGCUGUGACGAUUAUAGAUGUUUUUGACCAGAGUGCUCUGUCAGCGGAGGCCAAGGAAGAAAUGUACAAACUGUAUCCAAAUGCCAGACGAGCGCAUUUGAAAACGGGUGGAAACUUUCCUUACCUGAGUCGCAGCGCAGAGGUCAACCUCUACAUACAAAUUCAUCUGCAGCAGUUCCACGGGACAAGAUUUGCUGCCAUAAGUCCCGACAUGGUGAGCACCGAGGAGCUGGAGGUCCACCAAAGUCACCACAGCGACGACCACGACACUGACUGUGACCUAUGAACUUUUCCCACUGCCUCACUGAUCGGAUAAUUUUCAAGACAUUUUCCGCAUCAUGGCUGUUGCAGCUUACUUUUGGGCCGUGCAACAAUCAGCCUAUCAGAGGAGUAUAUUUUUUAUUGUACACCUAAAGCAAUAUUUUGAUAAUUGUACAUAAGAACUUGGUUGCUCUGCUUUAAAGGUUUGACACUUUGCCUUAUAUGGAAUGAACUUCAGGCCUGAAUUGUCGGCCUCAAGCGUUUGUAAAUAUGUUGUUGUGCAGAUCAGGACCAGGAGUUAACUGGUUCACUGUAAGCAGGGGGAAGGAAAAAAAAGUGAAGAAAUGAACAGAAUGUGGAGGCACAGCUUGUGUGAUUAAAUAACCACUUUUUCCAUGUUUGAAAUCAUUUUCAAUUUCAGUUAUUUGAUUAACGGUGGUUUAUUUUUUCUUUAAUAUUUUACAAUACAUUUUUUUAAUUUAUUAAUUUUUUUUUAAAGUCACUGACUGCAAAUAUGUUGUUCAUCUCCUGAGUUUGUGAUGUUAAGUGGAAAUUGUAGCUUCAGUUUUUGGCCAAAUUUCCACUAAUCAUCCAGCAGUUUUUAUCCCCCCAGUAUGAAAUCCGGGGGGAUAUAGCGAUCAGCGUGUCUGUGCGUCUGUCUGUUUUUGCAUGUUAGCGUGAUAGCUCAAGAACCCCAGUUGACAAGUUUCAUUCAUAUUUAGCAUAGGUGUAUAUUCACGUGAUCCCCCAACACUUUUAUGUUAGUGAUUUGUGGGGACCGGGAAGCACAGGAAGCACGAAAAAAUGGCAGAUUGUAUGAAAACAAUGAAAAUCAGAAACUCCUGCAUGUAAGCAUGAAAGAAUAUGUGUUGUAUUAUCAACAGAUUACAUGCUUCAUACAGCUUGCACCUGAAUAGUGGGCAUUCGACCUCAGUUAGUACAUACUACCCAAUCAUUACUGCAGUAUACACAAUGAGCAGUAGGAACACAAUUCUGACAUACACCGCCACAUAUUACUUGUGCCUUGACCCGGAUGUUUACAGUUGAUGCAUAUGUGGC
Molecule: messenger RNA, 2106 nt
Organism: Thalassophryne amazonica
Lineage: Eukaryota; Metazoa; Chordata; Actinopteri; Batrachoidiformes; Batrachoididae
Gene: spg21
Product: SPG21 abhydrolase domain containing, maspardin
Exons: 9
Coding region: 137-1072 (311 amino acids)
Cellular component (GO): trans-Golgi network transport vesicle; cytosol
Molecular function (GO): CD4 receptor binding
Source: RefSeq, a predicted model, not a curated record